Molecule: messenger RNA, 1398 nt
Organism: Chanos chanos (milkfish)
Lineage: Eukaryota; Metazoa; Chordata; Actinopteri; Gonorynchiformes; Chanidae
Product: B-cell receptor CD22-like
Exons: 7
Biological process (GO): cell-cell adhesion
Cellular component (GO): membrane
Source: RefSeq, a predicted model, not a curated record
AUGAAAAAAGUGGGACUGGAGAUGCACCAGAAGAACCUGUGCCCAAGAAAGGAGCUGUGUCUGCAGUUUGGAAGUAUUUAUGGUCAGAACUGGGGUGUGAAAUAUCCUGACAGUAUCUGUGUACUGAAGGGUUCAUCAGUAACCAUGUCCUGCUCCUACACAUAUCCCAAUGAUAAUACAGUUGAAAGAACUUUCUGGACAAAAGGUGAUGGUUCUGACGCCCCUGAUUUGUCUGAAGACCCAGGUUAUAAAGGCAGGGUUCAUUACCUUGGAGAUAAACAGUCAGACUGUACCGUGCAACUGAUUCAUGUGACUCAGACAGAUUCAAGGAUGUAUCGAUUCAGAUUUAUUACAGAUAAGGCUUACAAGUGGCUUGGUCAACCUGGAGUUACACUGUCAGUUACAGAUUCUCCAAAGAAGACCAAAGCGAUAGUCAGUCCCUCUGAUGAAAUAGUGGAGGGUAGUUCAGUGACUCUGACCUGCAGCAGUGAUGCUAAUCCACCAGCCACCUACACCUGGUUUAAGAAGAAUGAAACUGUCACUAUAGGAAAACAAAAAACCCACAGGAUCAACAAUAUCAGCUCUGAGGACAGUGGAGAAUAUCACUGCAAGUCCAGUAAUCAACAUGGACAUCAGUAUUCAAAUGCUGUAUCUCUAAAUGUUUUAUAUUCUCCAAAGAAGACCACAGUGUCAGUCAGUCCCUCUGGUGAAAUAGUGGAGGGCAGUUCAGUGACUCUGACCUGCAGCAGUGAUGCUAAUCCACCAGCCACCUACACCUGGUUUAAGAAGAAUGAAACUGUCACUAUAGGAAAAGAAGAGACCUACAGGAUCAACAAGAUCAGCUCUGAGGACAGUGGAGAAUAUCACUGCAAGUCCAGUAAUCAACAUGGACAUCAGUAUUCAAAUGCUGUAUCUCUGAAUGUUUUAUAUCCUCCAAAGAAGACCACAGUGUCAGUCAGUCCCUCUGGUCAAAUAGUGGAGGGCAGUUCAGUGACUCUGACCUGCAGCAGUGAUGCUAAUCCACCAGCCACCUACACCUGGUUUAAGAAGUCAGUCAGUCCCUCUGGUCAAAUAGUGGAGGGCAGUUCAGUGACUCUGACCUGCAGCAGUGAUGCUAAUCCACCAGCCACCUACACCUGGUUUAAGAAGAAUGAAACUGUAACUAUAGGAAAAGAAGAGACCUACAGGAUCAACAAGAUCAGCUCUGAGGACAGUGGAGAAUAUCACUGCAAGUCCAGUAAUCAACAUGGACAUCAGUAUUCAAAUGCUGUAUCUCUGAAUGUUUUAUAUUCUCCAAAGAAGACCACAGUGUCAGUCAGUCCCUCUGGUCAAAUAGUGGAGGGCAGUUCAGUGACUCUGACCUGCAGCAGUGAUGCUAAUCCACCAGCCACCUACACC